AUGCGCACUGAGGGAAGGUGACGGUGCUGUUUUGAGGGAGACUUCGCGCGGCUGCUGCUGCCUCACAUUCCCGGGUCCGGACGGCGCUCUUUGUCGCCUCGCCGCUGCCAUGAGCUACGACCGGGCGAUCACCGUUUUUUCCCCCGAUGGGCACCUCUUCCAGGUCGAAUACGCCCAGGAGGCCGUGAAGAAAGGCUCCACCGCGGUUGGAGUACGAGGAAGAGACAUCGUUGUCCUUGGAGUGGAGAAAAAAUCAGUGGCAAAACUUCAGGAUGAGAGAACUGUCCGAAAGAUCUGUGCCCUCGACGACAACGUUUGCAUGGCUUUUGCAGGUCUCACAGCAGAUGCCAGGAUAGUUAUAAAUAGAGCUCGAGUGGAAUGUCAGAGCCACAGACUUACAGUGGAAGAUCCUGUCACUGUGGAAUAUAUUACACGAUAUAUUGCUAGCCUGAAGCAGCGGUACACCCAGAGUAAUGGCCGCAGACCUUUUGGUAUCUCUGCCCUUAUUGUAGGGUUUGACUUUGAUGGAACUCCAAGGCUAUAUCAGACUGAUCCCUCUGGCACAUACCAUGCUUGGAAGGCUAAUGCAAUUGGCAGAGGAGCAAAGUCUGUGCGGGAAUUUCUGGAGAAAAACUACACUGAUGAAGCCAUUGAAACUGAUGAUCUGACAAUUAAACUUGUUAUCAAAGCCCUUCUUGAAGUUGUACAGUCUGGUGGGAAAAAUAUUGAGCUGGCUGUUAUGAGAAGAAACCAACCUCUCAAGAUACUGAGCCCUGAUGAAAUUGAAAAAUACGUUGCUGAAAUUGAGAGAGAGAAAGAAGAGAAUGAGAAGAAGAAACAGAAGAAAACUACAACAUGAUGAAUUUCUUUAGUUUGGGUUUUUAAAUCAAUCAUGAGUCUGUAUAAAUAUGUAAGCAUUCUGUUUUCUUGUUCUGUGCCCCUUUUAAGAGGUCCACAAUAAACCAUCUGUUUUUUAAGCUUG
This is a messenger RNA of Candoia aspera, 982 nucleotides long. It is a transcript of the gene PSMA7, whose product is annotated as proteasome 20S subunit alpha 7. The record is from RefSeq and is a predicted model, not a curated record. Gene Ontology annotation, biological process: proteasomal protein catabolic process; ubiquitin-dependent protein catabolic process. NCBI's taxonomy places the organism in Eukaryota, Metazoa, Chordata, Lepidosauria, Squamata, Candoiidae. Bases 110 to 859 code for a protein of 249 amino acids. Gene Ontology annotation, cellular component: proteasome core complex, alpha-subunit complex; proteasome core complex; nucleus. The transcript is spliced from 7 exons.